This is a messenger RNA of Notolabrus celidotus (New Zealand spotty), 1715 nucleotides long. RefSeq names its product G patch domain and KOW motifs (gene gpkow). Gene Ontology annotation, cellular component: spliceosomal complex. Gene Ontology annotation, molecular function: nucleic acid binding. The coding region runs from base 29 to 1573 and encodes 514 amino acids. The record is from RefSeq and is a predicted model, not a curated record. The transcript is spliced from 11 exons. Gene Ontology annotation, biological process: mRNA splicing, via spliceosome. Lineage: Eukaryota; Metazoa; Chordata; Actinopteri; Labriformes; Labridae.
UUUUGCUUCUGUUCAGUUACAAACAAAGAUGGCGUCGCUCGCGGAGGAUACAGGUGCAUCCACUCCAGGAGCUUCUGGGGACCAGGGAGAGAAAAAAGCAGCGGCUGUGUCGUUUGGUUUUACUAAAACAGUGAGCAAGUUUAAACCCUCAGCUGGUGAGACUGGAUUAAAGAGCGACGAGAGGGAUUAUCUGAUCGGAAUCGACCGAAACGAAUUGCAAAGUACAAAACCAUCUGAGAAGCCCAAGGAGCUCAUCAUCCCCCUGAUCCAGAAGAACCGCUGGUUCAAACAUGAGAGAGCCGGGGACAGCGAGGGGAGUGGAGGCAAAACACAAGACACGGUCCAGGAAAACGACUCUGUGGAUUCUCAGGCUGUCAAGGAACUCAUUGAAGACUCUCGGAGGCAGCUGGAGCAGUGGGAGAACGGGCCUCAGUCUGAGAGACAACUGAACCUCAGUAUCCCAUUGUUGAUGCAAAACAAAGUACCGGAUGGCUUUGAGGAUGGGGACCAUGUGAAGGUGGAUCUACGACCUGAAUCUUCAACAGAGGCAGAUUAUGAGAGCAUUCCCGUUGAGGCGUACGGAAUUGCUAUGCUUAAAGGGAUGGGCUGGAACAAAGAGGAAGGCAUCGGACGCACCUUUAAACAACACGUGAAGCCAAUCGAACACCAGCUCCGUCCUAAAGGUUUGGGUCUUGGCGCCGAUCGUGCAGCAAUAAAGGACCUGGAGCCCACCAAAAAUCAGCGUCCGCCAAAACCGGGCGAGGAGCGAGUGAAGGAGGAGGAGCUUGUGAUGGGUCCAGGCGGCUUUGUGCUGGUGACAUCAGGGCCACAUAAAGAGCUGUACGGCAAGAUUGAAGGCUUGGAUCCAGACAACGCUCGAGUCAUGGUGAAGCUGGCUAUUGGCAGCAAGACGGUGACAAUCAGCCAGUAUGCUGUGAAACUGGUUGUCCGCAAAGAAUAUGAGAAAUACAGCAAAGACCUCAGUCGCCUCGGUAAAGCCCACAAAGACAAGGAAAGAGAGAAAGAAAAGGAGAGAGAGCGAGAGAAGGAUCAACAGAGGAGGGAGGAGAAAGAGAGGAAUGGCAAAGAGGAGAAACACAGAUCUUCAGAAAGAGACGACAGGAAAGAUGAAAGGAAGAGGAAGCACAGGGAAUCAAGUCAAGACAGAGAAAAACCUCCGGUGAAAGAAGCAAGGCGUCCGCCGGCUCCCCCGUCCUGGCUGCAGAGAGACUUAAAAGUUCGCUUCAUAGACAAAUCUUUCAAAGGGGGGCGAUACUACAACUCCAAGAUGCGUGUGGAGGACGUCCUGACACCGGGUACAUGUGUGUGUCGAACUGAAGAGGGAAGACUGCUAGACGAUGUGAAGCAGAACAUGCUGGAAACCAUCAUUCCAAAAAGUGAAAAUGACUACAUAAUGGUUGUACUGGGAGAGUACAGAGGACAGGUCGGCCGUAUUCUACAGCGAGAUAAGAACAAGUGCAAAGCGAUGGUGCAGCUGGACCGACACGAGGAGAAGGUGUUCACUUUGGACUAUGACUGUAUUUGUCACUAUGUAGGAGCAGCAGACCACUGAUCCAUCGUUAUGUCACCUUUAGUUCAAUUCCUUUUUUUUGUUUUCUCAUCCCAUCAGAAACUUUUCUUUUUGUAAUAUUCAGAAAUAAUGGAUUUAAGAUUUUAAGACAUUGCAUUUUGUAAUAAAUCAUUGUAAAUACGUA